AUGCUGCUGCAGAUGCCUCCGACGGAUUUGACGAAUGAACGGCAACUCAUCCGUGAGCUGGAGAUUCUCAAAGAGCUCUGCACGACACCCCCGACUGUCAGUUUCUUGUUGCUGCUGGUUGACAGAGCCGUUACGCUCACCUCUCAACAGAACCGGAGGAGUGAGGCGCGGCGAUCAAGCGUGAAGCCCUUCACAGCAGAUGCGAGCAAGAACGAAAAGCAGCUUGCCCUGAAGAAGAGGCCUUCGACCUCAGAGUGUAACUCCGAAGGGUGGAGGCAGCAUUCCAACACUUAUGAGAGCCUGAGGGAGGAUGGUAGAUCUUCCGAGCGGGUGGACAUAACUGUGGCGCUGAGGUUGAACAAGACAACUCAUUUUCGAGACAUGAACAUCUUCGCUCUCCAAUCUACUUUGGCGGAUGAGCUGUGUCAGGCUGAAGGGAUUGCAAGGAGCCGAAUAGCAUUCUACGACUUGGAUACCAGAAAGAUCCAAGCCAUGAGAGAUGUUUGUAUGAGUGACACCAAUGAUGGAAGAAUGAUGGAGAUUUUCAGGCGUAUGAAGCAAUCUAUCUUAGCUUUGCCAUUCUUCCACCGACAAGGAAAGUUUCCUCACUCCUGGCCUGGAAUGACAUGUCCUGUCUUCAAGGUACGAUCAAAGACGGGUCCAAUCCUCGAUAUGCCGCUGGCUAGCAAUAUUCUUGAUUGUCAAGUUGUAACAAGUUCGACGGACUCGUACAAGUCUUACACCUCCUCGCCGAGGCAACAGCAGCAGGGCUCCGCACGUGAAAGCUCAACGGGACAACAAAUCUUCUCUUGCCAUCCAACCAAACUCACAUUUGAAGUUCGUUGUUUUGAGUUGCCUGCAGCGGUUCUUAUUUCUCCUCAGAUCCCUCCCCCAAGACCGAAGACGCAAGGAGGGUUGCUAUAUUCCACGACUGAAUUCGCGGAAAUGCAAAAUGCCAUUGUGAGAGCGAAGCAAAGGUUGGCGUUUGCUGAGAGGAAAGCGUACACAGCGGCAGAAAUGGCUAAGAAGAUGGCAAUAUCCAUUCGGCAUCAGUCGAACCAUGUAUUAUGA
Messenger RNA from Guillardia theta CCMP2712, 1071 nucleotides. RefSeq lists its product as hypothetical. Bases 1 to 1071 code for a protein of 356 amino acids. The transcript is spliced from 8 exons. NCBI's taxonomy places the organism in Eukaryota, Cryptophyceae, Pyrenomonadales, Geminigeraceae. The record is from RefSeq and is a predicted model, not a curated record.